Molecule: messenger RNA, 1735 nt
Organism: Myotis davidii
Lineage: Eukaryota; Metazoa; Chordata; Mammalia; Chiroptera; Vespertilionidae
Gene: HSPBP1
Product: HSPA (heat shock 70kDa) binding protein, cytoplasmic cochaperone 1
Source: RefSeq, a predicted model, not a curated record
GUUGCUAGGGAGGGAGGCGGGGCUAGUGGCUUUGGGGAAGGGUCCCGCUGGUGUGAAGGAAGGACGGGAAGCGGGCAGUGGUUCAGUGGGUGUGGGCAGAGCGGCUCCGUGUCAUGGGGGGGCACCGGGCUCCCCUAAAACGCCACCUUCUCAGCAGACCCCCAGGAAUCGACCCUCCAGGACACCAGAGCUCCUUCCGCGGCGAACCUCCCCUACCCGCAAUACACGCUCCCCUUCUCCACAAGUAGCCCAUGGCGGACCAAGGCUCGGGGGGCAGCCGCCUUCCCCUGGCGCUGCCCCCAGCCUCCCAGGGCUUUUUCACAUCUGUGAAGUGGGUUGUUUUGGAGAGUAAUAGCAGUAUUGGCGAUAAUGACAUUUCGGCAGUGAUGAGGCGCCAGUGGCUGCAGGAGGCCAUGUCGGCCGCCUGCCGGGGCCAGCGGGAGGAGGUGGAGCAGAUGAAGAACUGCCUCCGAGUGCUGUCCCAGCCCACGCCCUCCUCGGCCGGCGAGGCUGAGCUGGCCGUGGACCAGCAGGAGCGCGAGGGGGCCCUGGAAUUGUUGCCCACCUUGAACUUGAUUCCUUUGGGCGGCUGGUGCCCCAUGGUGUGGAUGGAGAGCGCCCGCCACGGGCGCCUGGGCGUGUCCCCUUUGGCUGUUCUGAAUUCUGCUGCUGUGGACGCGGGGGGUGUGUGGGGGUCAGCGCUGGCAUUCAUGGGCUGGAGCCUGGGACCUAACCCCCACAUGCUGAUUUUGUGGCGACACAACAACCUGGGAGGGACCCCGCUGGUGCUGGAGAGAGCCAGCACAGGUCGGCAGGUCCCAGGGAGCGGCCUGCCCCGCCGGCCUCACCUGGAGCGCUGGUUUUCUCUGGCUGCCGUAACAAAGGACCACGGGUUCAAGGCCCUCUUCGCCAUCUCCUGCCUCGUCCGGGAGCAGGAGGCUGGGUUGCUGCAGUUCCUCCGGCUGGACGGCUUCUCGGUGUUGAUGCGGGCCAUGCAGCAGCAGGUGCAAAAGCUCAAGGUCAAGUCAGCCUUCCUGCUGCAGAACCUGCUGGUGGGCCACCCAGAACACAAAGGGACGCUGUGCUCCAUGGGGAUGGUCCAGCAGCUGGUGGCCCUCGUCCGGACAGAACACAGCCCCUUCCACGAGCACGUGCUUGGAGCCCUGUGCAGCCUGGUGACGGACUUCCCCCAGGGCGUGCGGGAGUGCCGGGAGCCGGAGCUGGGCCUGGAGGAGCUGCUCCGGCACCGCUGCCAGCUGCUGCAGCAGCACGAGGAGUACCAGGAGGAGCUGGAGUUCUGCGAAAAGCUGCUGCAGACCUGCUUCUCCAGCCCCACGGACGACAGCAUGGAUCGGUGAACCCGGCGGCUUCCGGCCCCCUCUCCGUGGGAACCCUAGGCCUCUCGCCUCCCGGCCACGGGGCCCUCUCCCAAGGGAGAGCAGGGCCUGCUGGUGCCGGGCCACCGCCAUGCCAGCCCCUCUCUGCUCAGCCCCCUGGAGGGGCCCUGGGAAAGGCACAGGCCCCUCAGACACCCCCCCAUGCUCUCACUCCACCCCCAUAGCACCCACACUGUCUUCCAAUAAAGGCGUCUCUCCCUCCUUUGCAGCCGUCUGUCACCUCCCCUGGAGGGUGCCUGGGGAGGGGAGGUGGGGCUCAGUCUGAGGGGACCCGGGGAGCCACCGAGGGGACGGAAGUGGGCGGGACCUGGGAAUAAAGUGCUGCUCUCGGAAACCCA